This is a messenger RNA of Coffea arabica (coffee), 2631 nucleotides long. RefSeq names its product pentatricopeptide repeat-containing protein At3g58590. The record is from RefSeq and is a predicted model, not a curated record. Gene Ontology annotation, cellular component: intracellular membrane-bounded organelle. Gene Ontology annotation, biological process: RNA modification. Gene Ontology annotation, molecular function: protein binding; RNA binding. Lineage: Eukaryota; Viridiplantae; Streptophyta; Magnoliopsida; Gentianales; Rubiaceae.
AGCCUCUGCUGCAUGAGAAAGACAACUUCAAUUGCAUCAAAGAAUUUACCACUAUUUUGUGGAAUUACUCACCUCUGUUCCACUGAGAAGCUUUAUCACUCCAUUUCCUUCCAAAACCAGCAUCUUCAUCAACAUUUAUAUGGAGAAAAUGUCACACACCGGAGACUCAUUGACCUACUUCAAGAACCCACAAGGGUUCAAUCAGUCAACACAAUCAAAGCCUUCCAUGCACUCACAAUUACAAUGGGUCCAAACCCUACAGACCCCAUUGUUCUUUACAAUAAUAUCAUCUCAAAGUACGCCUCUUUGGGUGAAGUUGUUACAGCUCGUAAAUUGUUCGACAAAAUGCCGCAAAGAAAUGUUGUGUCGUAUAAUACUAUGAUCAAAGCUUAUAAUCGAAAUGGUAUUUUGGAGGAAGCCUGGAAGUUGUUCUGUGAGCUGAGAAUUUUAGGAUUGAAGCCUACACAAUUCACAUUUGGCGGCAUUUUGUCUUCUGCUUUGAUGAAUCUUGUUCAAGGGUUUCAACUGUUGGCAUUGAUUGUAAAGAGUGGAUUUUUACAUGCUGAUGCAAUUGUUGGUACUGCAUUAUUGGGUGUGUUUGGGAGUCAUGGAUGUUUAGAUGAAGUCACUCGGGUUUUAGAGGACAUGACCAUAAAGAACUUGGUGACAUGGAAUUGUAUGAUAUCUCUGUUUGGGCAGCAAGGAUUUGUUACAGAAUCAACUGAGAUGUUCCUUGAACUCUUGAGAAGUGGAGUGGAAUUGUCUCAAUCAACUUUUGUAGGUGUUUUAGCUGGUUUUACUGGGGAAUUUGACUUGGAACUGGGAGAGCAAAUACAUGGCUUAGUGGUCAAGUAUGGGUUUGAAGACUCAGUUUCAGUGGCUAAUUCUUUGAUUAAUAUGUAUGCCAAGUGUGGGGAGAUGUGCUCAGCGGAGAAAAUGUUUGAGGAGAAUGAUGUUAAGGAUGUUGUAUCAUGGAACACUAUCAUUGGAGCAAUGACAAAAAGUGAUAUGCCAGAUAAAGCAUUUUCAAUCUUUUUGCAAAUGUGUGGAAAUGAAACCUUUCCUAACCAGACGACAUUUGUGAGUGUUCUACACUCCUGCCUUUGCCUGAAGGACCCAUCAUAUGGCAAAUGUAUUCAUGCUAGGAUAAUCAAGAGAAAUUUGGAAUCUGACGUAUAUGUUGGCAGUGCGUUGAUUGACUUCUAUGCAAAACAUGACAUAUUGGAAAUUGCCCUUCUUUGUUUUGACAAAAUAUCUCAUAAGAAUUUGGUUUGUUGGAACUCUUUGAUGGCGGCUUAUUCAAAUAGAAACUCUUCUGUUGCCCUUCUGCUACUCCGAGAAAUGUUUCACUGCAGCUAUCGCCCUAAUGAGUUUUCUUUUUCUAGUGUUGUUAAAUCAUCUGUAGCCCUAGAGGUGCAGCAGCUUCAUUCACUCAUACUAAAGAUGGGCUAUCAUGAUAAUGAGUACGUAUCCAGCUCUCUUAUCUGCUCAUAUGCCAAAAAUGGAUUUAUAGAUGAUGCCUUGAAAUUUGUGGAUGCUAAGAGUACACCAAUUUCUGUAGUCACGUCCAAUGCGAUUGCUGGUAUUUAUAACAGAACCAGGCAGUAUGAAAAGACUCAAGAACUAUAUUCUGCACUUGAGGAACCUGAUAUUGUGUCUUGGAACAUCUUAAUUGCAGCUUGUUCUCGAAAUGGUGAUUAUAGAGAAACUUUUGAUCUUUUUGAUCAUAUGCAGAGAGCUAAGAUAAGACCAGACAAUUACACUUAUGCUAGCCUCUUUAAUAUCUGUACCAAACUUUGCAACCUUGCUUUGGGAAGGUCUCUUCAUGGUCUGGUUUUUAAGACUGAUAUUAAAUGCUGUGACACGUUUGUCUGCAAUGUCAUGAUUGAUAUGUAUGGAAAAUGUGGAAGCCUGGAGUGUUCAUUUAAGAUUUUUAAUGAAAUGACAAACAGGAAUGUUAUUACAUGGACUGCUAUUAUUUCAGCCCUUGGAUUACAUGGUCAUGCUCAUGAAGCACUACAAAAGUUCAAGGAGAUGGAGGCGGAGGGCUUCCUGCCAGAUAAGGUUGCUUUAAUUGCUGUUAUUUCAGCAUGCAGGCAUGUGGGAUUAGUAAAAGAGGGGUUGGAAUUAUUUGAGAAAAUGAAACUGGAGUAUGGAGUUGAACCAGAAAUGGAUCACUACCUCCUGGCCGUUGACUUAUUGGCUAGAUAUGGCAAUCUAAGAGAAGCUGAAGAGUUAAUUGCUGGGAUGCCCUUCCCGCCAAAUGCACUUGUUUGGCGUAGCUUUCUUGAAGGCUGCAAGAGAAAAAGAACCACACAUAAUGUGGCCCUUCUCAUGUAAAUAGCCUUGAGCAAAUGAGUUGACAUUCUACUCUGCUUACACAGAGAUCAGUGUGAGGUAAUUGUAUUAGCAUGCAAGAGGUUGUUUAUAGAAGUCUUGAAGUACUUCAAUAUCACAAAUGGGUCUAAAAUUAUACAAGUCAAAGAUAAUGAGCGUAAAUCCAUAUAUUGGUGAAAUUGAUCUGCCCUCUUCUGGUUGACAGAUUUGACUUUUCUUUAGUUUGUGUCACUGUGUUCCUUUCAGAAUUUGAUCCUUCAGUAAUGAAGUUAGAAGCAAAAUAAGGCUUUGAUC